Brachypodium distachyon (stiff brome) is the source of this 1752-nucleotide messenger RNA. RefSeq lists its product as uncharacterized. The transcript has a single exon. Gene Ontology annotation, cellular component: plasma membrane. The record is from RefSeq and is a predicted model, not a curated record. The coding region runs from base 531 to 1199 and encodes 222 amino acids. NCBI's taxonomy places the organism in Eukaryota, Viridiplantae, Streptophyta, Magnoliopsida, Poales, Poaceae.
CUCGCUCGCUGCACACGGUGUCAACGGUGGGUGCGCGAAGACUGAAUAUUUCAGAGUUUUCAGUGCGCACGCAUGCAAAUUGCAAAACACCAACCAGCAGGCAACCCAGGUGUCCAAUGGCAAUGAUGGUCGCCAACUCGCCAAGCAAGCACCGGCCAGCGCCAGCAACGGGGGGGCAGCAUUGCCGGCCGCGAGUUCCACCCCAACAUUUCCCUCGCACCACACGUAAACAGCACGGGACGGACCGACGCUUGUAAAAGUCUAAAUCCCAAGCUUCCACCACAGUUUCCUCUCUCGUCUCCUGCCUGACCCGCUCACCACAGAAAAAAAAUACCAAUACUCCUUUGUUAAUUCGCGAGCAAAUUCCUUUUUAACCUCUCUUUUCGCGCGCCCGCUGCUUCCCUCGAACCAGUUUAAAAGCCGCCCCAGAGCCCAGAACAACGCAAACAACUGAACAAGCCAACUCUGCCACCAUUAACCCGGGGAGCCACACACCAACAACUGAGCCAGAACCCAAACGCGCUCACGAAAUGCAUAUGCAGGUCCUCCGGCUGCUGGCGGCGCGGCGCGCCGUGCCGACCAUCGCCUCGGCCUCGGCGGCCGACGCGUGCUGCCAUGAGAGCCAGGACGAGGGGCCCUUCUUCGACCUCGACUUCCGGGCAUCCUCUGUCAGGGCCUCGUCAGCCAGCUCCGGCUCCGGCUCCGACUCCGACGAAUCCUGCGACUUCGUCAUCUCCCUCCAGCGGAGCCGCUCCAGCAGCGCCCUGCCGUUCCAGGAGCCCAAGCGUAGCAAGCUCGUUGGCCUGCGCACGCUCAGCUUCGGGGCCAGGUCGAAAGCCGCGCACUUCCCGCGCCGCCGGAGUUCCUGCUCCAGCUCCAGCGCGCGGUCGUCGUCGUCGUCGUCUCUUACUCUGAGGCUGUUCAUGGACACGCCUGACCGCACGGAGGAAGACGACGACGCCGUUGAGUCGCCCAGGAGCAGGCGAGCGGCGCCGUCGGGGGACGCCAUCAGGAGGUGCCUCAGCAGCAUCUCGCGCCGGCUAACACGCUUCCGCACCGUCGAUGCCGGCCGCCGCCUGCGCAAGUGCCACUCGGCGCCGGCGCCGGCGUCACGAAGCGACGACUCGGCUCUCCAGACGCAGGACGGCAUCGCCGGCGCCAUCGCGCACUGCAAGGAGUCGUUCCACCGAGGAAUAUAACCAAGGAGCGAUCUUGAUAUCCGGGGAAGUGCGAAGCUGCGGCAUAGAUAAUCUCCAAGCAGCUCUGCUCCCUUUGUGUUCAUCAGCAUUCUGGCCGAAAAGGUCGGUCUGGUAGAACGAGCUUACAGGCUUACUACUAGGAAGCUUCUCUCUGAACUUCACUAAAGAAGAAGGAACAUGGGAAGAAUUUUAAAAGGGAAAAGAAAUCGUCAAAGUGUGUCAAGAACAUACAUGCGGCGGUUAAGCUACGGCGAUCUUUGGUUUGUGAUUUGUUUAUGGGUGUUGGUUUGUGUGUACGUGUUUCACGUCCUUUUGAGUUUUAGUAGUUGAAAGGUUUUUGGUUAGCGUGGGGAAAUUAAAAGAGCUCCUUUUAGGCUUCUUAAUUUGUCUCCACCUCAAAAUCCAUCCCUCAUUGUAACAGAGGGUCGGGGAUUUCAGCAAUUCAGCUCAUCUGCGUCUUUCUAAUUGGUGUGUUUCCCCUUGCUUACUGUACUCUGUGUGCUUGUUUUGUCAGACACGUAAUUAGCCGUUCGGCGGCGGUACAUUCUUGGCA